Messenger RNA from Gossypium raimondii (Peruvian cotton), 1934 nucleotides. RefSeq names its product small GTPase LIP1. Gene Ontology annotation, molecular function: GTPase activity; GTP binding. Lineage: Eukaryota; Viridiplantae; Streptophyta; Magnoliopsida; Malvales; Malvaceae. Gene Ontology annotation, cellular component: endomembrane system. The record is from RefSeq and is a predicted model, not a curated record. The transcript is spliced from 6 exons. Bases 562 to 1656 code for a protein of 364 amino acids. Gene Ontology annotation, biological process: intracellular protein transport.
GAAAUGAACGUUCCUGCUUCAAGUUUCUCUGUUUAAUCGAUCCGUAUCAAACACAUGAAAUAGAAGUUAAAAUCAAUCCCUCCGAAAAUCAAUUCUGGAUCCCUACUUUAGCUAAUUACUUUUGUUUUAUCUUUCUAACCAUCCUAUAAACCCCCUAAAAUCAACGAUUUAUAUUUUUUAUUUUAGAAAAUAUAGUUUUAAACCCCAGUUUAAUCAACUGAGAUUUGGAAGCUCUAAACUGAAAUUUAAAGAGAAAUCCACUUAUUGUCUCUCGAUUUAAAAUAUACCCAUUCAAAGAAGGUCUAUUUUGUUAGAUCCAAUUUGAUUCAGAAUGAUGAGUUUCGUGAUCCUGGAUUCGGGUGUAGAUCUUGGGUGGAUUUUGGUCUGAGAUGGAUGUUAGUUCGAAAUAUUGGGUACCCAUUUCAAGAAAUUGUUCCUCUCCUUUGAAUUUGUGCCUUUUUUUAUGGGAUUUUAUUAGUGUUGCCAUCGCUUCUAGAGUUGAGUUGGGCUAGGUUUUUUCUUUUUCGGUGGUAACAGAAAAAAAAAAAACAGAAAAAAAAAAUGUUUCGGAGGGAACGUGAAAGGGAAUUCAAAGAGUUUAAUGGAGGACCUCCUUGUGGGCAAGUCAGAGUUCUUGUUGUUGGUGAUUCAGGUGUGGGGAAAACUUCUCUUGUUCAUCUGAUUGUCAAAGGUUUUUCCACUGCUUGUCCUCCUCAAACCAUUGGGUGUACAGUUGGUGUGAAGGUAAGAUUUAGUACUCCUUUGUUGCCUCGAAUAAAGUUAUUGUUCGAGUUCAUUUACCAAUUAGCCACUACAAUCUCUACACAGCAUACCAAAUAUGGUAGCCCUGGUAGCUCGUCAAGUAGCUUGAAAGGGGAUGCUGAGAGAGAUUUCUUCAUUGAACUUUGGGACGUGUCGGGACACGAGCGAUACAAAGAUUGCCGAUCUCUUUUCUAUUCACAAAUUAAUGGUGUUAUUUUUGUACACGAUCUUUCCCAAAGGAGAACAAAAACAAGCUUGCAGCAGUGGGCAUCUGAGAUUGCAACAACUGGGACAUUUUCGGCUCCUCUAAGCUCUGGAGGCCCCGGGGGACUUCCUGUCCCAUAUAUUGUUAUUGGUAACAAAGCUGAUAUAGCUGCUAAAGAGGGUACAAGAGGUAGCAGUGGCAAUCUGGUUGAUGUAGCUCGUCAGUGGGUUGAGAAGCAGGGUUUGCUUCCACCUAGUGAGGAACUUCCAUUGACCGAGAGUUUUCCUGGUAGUGGCAGCCUUAUUGCUGCUGCCAAAGAAGCAAGAUAUGACAAGGAAGGUUUAAUGAAAUUUUUUCGUAUGUUGAUCAAGAGACGGUAUUUUUCAGAUGAUUUAUCGACCCCGAAUACAUGGUCCAUAUCUCCUGCUCUGAGGACUUCUCAAUGUCUGGAUGAAAAUUCCGAUGAUGAUCAUCAGUUGUACAGGCGUACAAGUUUGAGUGGUGACCCUUACAAGUACAACAUGCUUCCUCCCUUACCUGCACAGCGCAACCUUACUCCACCUCCCACGCUUUACCCCCAACAGCCGGUUUCAGUGACUGAGAAUUACAGCAUCCCACGGUUCUCCUUUACCGGUUCCCAAGAAAUCAACAGCAGCACCAGAUCGAAGCGUGCGGAUAUUAAUGUCUGAUGUAAUAUCGUUUCCGGUGUUUGCUACAAGACAAUCACUAUUGCUGGGAGAUUAAAAUAUUGUGUGUUGGCCAUAUUAUGCUUUCCUCCAUAAUUUUUUUACCUUUAUGCUUGUAUAUCUGGCAUGCCGAUUCUUUUAUAUCCCCAGGCCUCCCCCAAAAGAUCAUUUUUGUUUCACACGCCCUCCGUUUUUGGGUUUUUUUUUUACAGUUUUACUGGUUGUAUAAUUAUUAAUUGUUUACCCCAAAGCCAAAAUAUAGGUGAUGCAUUUCAAUCAAA